UCGGUAAGCAGAUCAUCCGGAUCCACUGGGUGAGAGCUUCCGUUUCUGAAGCCCAAAAAUGGCUACUUCAGUCUCCAGAACCAUCUUUCUCCUUCGUUCAAUCACUCAUCAACAUAGAGCCCCCUAUCUAUCUCCACUAUCCAAAUCUCGAAUCCCUUGUUUGUUUGCCCACAAACCCAAGGUUCAGAUUAGCCGCUUGUUUGCAUCUUCAUCGAUGGCUUCCGGGUCGAAAGAAUCUCCUUCCAAUAACCCGGGCCUUCAGGCUACCCCUGAUGAUGCCACCAAAGGUUACCUCUUGCAGCAAACUAUGUUCAGGAUUAAGGACCCAAAAGUCAGUCUUGAGUUCUACUCCAAAGUGUUGGGCAUGUCAUUGUUGAAGAGAUUGGAUUUUCCAGAGAUGAAAUUUAGCCUAUAUUUCAUGGGAUAUGAGGACACAUCAUCAGCUCCCACUGAUCCAGCUGAUCGUGUUGCUUGGACUUUUGGUCAAAAAGCUACUCUAGAGCUUACACAUAAUUGGGGUACUGAGAGCGAUCCAAAUUUCAAGGGUUACCACAAUGGAAAUACAGAGCCUCGUGGAUUUGGACACAUAGGUAUUACUGUUGAUGAUGUAUACAAGGCUUGUGAGAGAUUUGAGAAACUGGGUGUGGAAUUUGUAAAGAGACCCACUGAUGGAAAAAUGAAGAGUAUAGCAUUCAUCAAAGAUCCUGAUGGGUAUUGGAUAGAGAUCUUUGAUACUAUUUCUAUCAAGGAGGCUACAUCUGAUGCUGCUUGAUUCGCUACCUUCUGCAUCUCAGGCAACCAAUCUUCAUUCAUUAAUCUGCAUGCCUUCCCUUCCAUAAUCCGGGAGAGUCCUUAAGAGUUAUGACCUCCACUUUCAUUCACACUGGUUGAAGAAUUAUUCUUCUUCUUUAUUUUGCAGGAGUAAGAGUUGAAUAAUCAAUUCCCAGACUUGUUUGUUAGUUGUCACUGUUAUCUUGAAUGGGAAGAGUGGAGAUAUUUGAAUAACAUCAGGAUAUGUUUGAAUGGACCAGAUGAACCGUGGAGAAAUUACCGCUUACCUGCCUUAUUUGGGGCAAAAGUUUACGUAGGUGUAACUUUGUAAGUGUGAUCUGUGAUGAGGAAUUGGAGGAAGGACCAUAUGAAUAUAUUACUCCCCUUUCAAGAUGAGAGAUUUUUAAGCUCAACAUUCUCUGAUGUAAAAGUUUUUAAGAAAAAAGGAAGAACUACCAAAUAUGCCCUACUUAUUACUCCAAUACUGCAGUCAACUAAACCCUCAACAUUCCAAAUGACGAUUUAUCCGGUGAAUAAUAGGCUUUCCGGUGAAGAUGUUUGCAAUUUUGCAUGGCAUUCAUCUUUUCUUAU
Molecule: messenger RNA, 1362 nt
Organism: Cuscuta epithymum
Lineage: Eukaryota; Viridiplantae; Streptophyta; Magnoliopsida; Solanales; Convolvulaceae
Source: the annotation of a GenBank genome assembly